AUGCCACCGAUAGUAGAUUCAGUAAAUAAAAGUCCUAGUAACCGCUACGAUCCUAUCUACACCUCCUCUAUUGUAAUAGAUAAAGUAAAGAAAAUAGGAGGAUUGCUUAAAAGGAAUCUUGAACCAACUGUUAAACCGAGAGCCAUUACACCAGCCAAUUUUCAUAGGCUAGAUCAUAAUACAUUCCCUGGCGCUUUUCCGAUACUAACACCUAAUCAAAAGCAACUUCUCGUUAAAUAUUUAAAUCGUUGGAAAAGUCAAAAGAUCAUGCAAAAUAAUAAGGAGACCUUGGCGGAAGAAAAGUUUAAUUUGUAUUUGAAACGACGUGCAAUUUAUGUGUGGUACGGUAGAUUAAAAGAGAAACAAGUUCAGAAGAGAUGGAACAGAAAAAGAAAAAAUUUAGCAAACAUACCCGAAGAUUUUCAACCUCAAAGUAUAUUAAAACAAUCCGAUAAGCCAAAUAGUCCGAAAUUUCAUCGCAAAAUGUUUAGAAUUGAUCAAAAUCAAAAUAUCAAAACAUAUUCUUAUCCUCACGAAAAUGAUAAUCCAAUAGGAUAUAUUGAAAUCAUUGGAGAAAAAAAUUAUGUGUAUAAUGAAGAAGCUCGCAAGGAAGUAAAAAGAGUUUUGGGAAUUGGUAAUUUCUAUGAAGAAAAAUAUCUAUACAAGGCAAGGACAACAAAAGUUUGGAAAAUGGCACUUGAACAGUAUAGAGAAGGAAAAUAUGCAGACCAAAAAAUAUUGAAAAAAUUAAUGUGA
Funneliformis geosporum is the source of this 756-nucleotide messenger RNA. The record is from the annotation of a GenBank genome assembly. NCBI's taxonomy places the organism in Eukaryota, Fungi, Glomeromycota, Glomeromycetes, Glomerales, Glomeraceae.